GCUGAUAGCAAGGCCCCUCAAUGGACUGGAAUGUUUGACAGACGUAUUUUCGAGGCGGCACAGUAAACAUUGCUUGCCGUGUUCGCUUGUCAAGCUGGGUAACACGUGUCUUGUAGGAGGCGUAGUGUCGACCGAUCAGGGAAGCCUUGUAAGUGUCGACAGGAAGAGCGAGGACCCGAGUACCGGCAGCGCCACCAUGUCACGCCCGGUCGUUACGAAAACCGAAUCUCAGGGAGCGGAGGAGAUGCUGUCUCUCCUCCGGCAGAGUCUCCGGUCGUGCAAGACGCCCGGAGAGACCAACUUCGAGGGCUCGGCGCCGCACAUCUUCGUGGUGCUGGGCGCAUCGGGCGACCUGGCCAAGAAGAAGAUCUACCCGACGCUGUGGUGGCUGUUCCGCGACCGCCUGGUGCCGGAGAACACCAUGUUCGUGGGCUACGCGCGGUCGGGGCUGACGGUGGCGCAGCUGAAGGAGAAGUGCCAGCCGUACAUGAAGGUGAAGGAUUGCGAGCAGGAGCGCUACGAGGAGUUCUGGGGCGUGAACCACUACGUGCAGGGCUCGUACGACACCCGCAGGGACUUCGAGCUGCUGGACCAGGAGAUGCAGAAGGUGGGCACCGCCAGGGCCAACCGCAUCUUCUACCUGGCGCUGCCCCCGUCCGUGUUCGACGUGGUGACCACCAACCUGAAGGGGUGCUGCAUGGCCAGCCAGGGGUGGACGCGCAUCAUCAUCGAGAAGCCGUUCGGGAAGGACUCGGAUUCGUCGGCCAAGCUGUCGAACCACCUGGCGGCGCUGUUCAAGGAGGAGGAGCUGUACCGCAUCGACCACUACCUCGGCAAGGAGAUGGUGCAGAACCUCAUGACGCUCAGAUUCGGCAACCGCAUCUUCGGGCCGACGUGGAACCGAGACAACAUCGCGUCGGUGUUCAUCUCGUUCAAGGAGCCCUUCGGCACUCAGGGGCGCGGCGGAUACUUCGACGAGUUCGGGAUCAUCCGCGACGUCAUGCAGAACCACCUGCUGCAGAUCCUGUGCCUGGUGGCGAUGGAGAAGCCCUGCUCCACCGCCGCCGACGAUAUCCGCGACGAGAAGGAAAGGCCCUGAACGAGCGGAAGGCGGAGGUGAGAAUCCAGUACAGAGAUGUUCCAGGCGACAUCUUCCACGGCCAGAGCAAGCGCAACGAGCUCGUUAUCCGCGUGCAGCCAGGAGAAGCCAUCUACUCGAAGGUCAUGACCAAGACGCCAGGCAUGUCGUUUGCCCUUGAGGAGACGGAGUUGGACCUGACCUACAGCCAGCGUUACAAGGGGUCUAAGCUGCCAGAUGCUUACGAGCGCCUCAUCCUCGAUGUCUUCUGUGGAUCCCAGAUGCAUUUCGUCAGGAGUGAUGAGCUGGCAGAGGCAUGGCGUAUCUUCACACCCCUCUUGCACGAGAUAGAAGCCAAGAAGCCAACACCCAUCCCUUACAAGUACGGCUCCCGAGGCCCUGAUGAGGCAGAUGCAAAGUUGGCCGCAAGCAACUUCAAGUAUUACGGCUCCUACAAGUGGACCCAACCCAGUCAGUUGUAAAAGAGGCAGGCAGUCACUGCAAUCUCAAUAAAAAGUUUAUCUGGGUCUGGAGGACAAGUAUGAAUAAUGAUGUGUUGAAAUCUCAGAGCAGAUGAGGUUUCUUGUGGUUACAGGAAUCAAGACUAAGAGUCACUUAUAUUCCUCUUUAAUCUUAUUCAUAUUAGACCAGAGGGGAGUGAUGUCCUCUGUAACAGGACUGUUUAAUAUAGUUAAGGAAGGGUGUUUCUUUCAUAAUGUUAUCAGUAUUUAUUAUAACAGAUUUAAGCAUAGAUAAAAAAGGCCCCAAAAAGUUAUAUUUUGAUAUAAAUUUCAAAUAAAUUUGCAACUGUAAUUCUCAGCUUUACAUUCCAAGGUAUCUUUAGGAAUUUUAUAUGAAUAUACAUAUAUUGUAUAUAUUAUUUAGUCAUUAGCCUGGUGAAAUUUUCCUUUUUAAAUGUCUCUUAUUUGUACACUUUUUGAUGUCGGUCGGUUCUCGGGCAGAUGCCAGGGAAUUUUGAUACCAGAUGUAUUAUAUUUUGUAUUAAAGUUAUUUGUCAAUGG
Penaeus monodon (black tiger shrimp) is the source of this 2100-nucleotide messenger RNA. RefSeq names its product glucose-6-phosphate 1-dehydrogenase-like. NCBI's taxonomy places the organism in Eukaryota, Metazoa, Arthropoda, Malacostraca, Decapoda, Penaeidae. Gene Ontology annotation, biological process: pentose-phosphate shunt, oxidative branch; glucose metabolic process. Gene Ontology annotation, molecular function: NADP binding; glucose-6-phosphate dehydrogenase activity. Gene Ontology annotation, cellular component: cytosol. The record is from RefSeq and is a predicted model, not a curated record.